CACGCGAGGAAGAAGAAGACGCGACAGCUCUAAAUAAAGAAGGCGUUCAUGUGUUGAGUCGAACACGUUUACCCAUUUGGAAUAACAGUCUUGCAACUUUGCCAGUGUCUCCUUUUCUCGUCUUUGAGCCAUCAAGACAACUAAAAAAACAACAAUAUAGCUCCACCCCCGCUGUUGUCUCCUCCGUCUGCAGACGACAUGUCUCUGUCUGGCUCAGUGUGUUUGGUCACGGGUGCCUCCAGGGGCAUUGGUAAGGGGAUAGCGCUGCAGCUUUCUGAGGCAGGAGCCACCGUCUACAUCACUGGACGCCAGGAGAAGACUCUUAAAGAAACAGCAGGACAGGUUAGCGAGAGAGGUGGAAAGUGUGUGCCAGUCAUCUGUGAUUCCACCAACGGCGAAGACAUUGAGGAACUCUUUGAACGCAUUAAAGCAGAGCAGAACGGGAGACUGGACCUCCUGGUGAACAACGCUUACGCUGGAGUGCAGGCUCUGUUUGACAAUCAAGGAAAGAAAUUCUGGGAGAUUGAUCCAUCUUUUUGGGACACCAUCAACAACACGGGCCUGAGAGGACACUAUUUCUUCUCGGUGUACGCAGCCCGAAUGAUGGUGGCUCAAGGUCGCGGUUUGAUCGUCACCAUUUCAUCCAUGGGAGGGCUGCGGUAUCUCUUCAAUGUUCCAUACGGAGUCGGGAAAGCAGCGUGCGACCGCAUGGCGGUAGACAUGGCUGUCGACCUGCGACGUAGAGGAGUGGCAUCUGUCAGCCUGUGGCCUGGAGCGGUCAAUACGGAGCUGGUAUCGCAGUUCAUGCAAGAGGACACGCAACAGAAGGUCGAUCCCGAGUAUAAGGACUUAUUUGCCAAUGGAGAGACCACAGAAUUUAGUGGGCUGUGUAUUGUCAACCUUGCUAAAGACAAAAACCUGAUGUCGCUGACGGGGAAAAUUCUGAUGACCUGUGACCUGGCCAGGCGUUACGGGAUCCAAGAUGUUGACGGGCGGAGCAUAGCUGAUUAUACCUCCCUAAAAUUCCUGCUGACCCAAGUCCCUUAUGUCUCCUGGCUCUCGCCUUUUGUCCCUUCAUUCAUAAGAUUACCACGCUUUUUGCUCCCCUUGGCAAACAACCACUUCUAAACACUUCCCGUGCUGUCGUCAUCACCUAUGGCUCCCAGUACUGUCACAACAAAACUUGGAUAUUAACUUUGAGUAUAAAAAGAGUGAGUGGAUGUUGGACACCUUGCCCCCUUCCACUUGAGGAUGACCCACAGGUGCUGAAUUGGGUUCAGGUGUUGGAGACGUACUUUGCUGCGUACAUUCCAUUGUUCGUACUAUUACUCAACAACUUCAAGUGUUCCGUCAGCCAUAUUGCACUGAGAAGCGUGGACAGACCAUUUCAUUCGCAUGUUAUGCUGCACUUUUGCAUUAGACAACGAGCUGACAUAUUCGGACAAAUGUUAAAGCAGUGUACGAAAACCCAGCGAUCCCAAGACGUGUGAAUGUUUGAUUAUUUUUUUUGUCCUUCAUUUGUGAUAGCAAAAGUAUACACGUUCCACGACUGUUGGCGUGAUACGGUACAGUUUGCUACCAUCAUUUGGAUGAAUAAAGAAAUGGAAAGCUCUUUAUUUAUCUCAUUUUCUACAUAGAUUCUAGACGUUUUUGCUUAAUUUAUAGUUCUUUGUCGAAGUGGGAAGUUUCUUCAAAGUAUUAUCCUGUAAUGUUUUGCAAGGACAGUAUAGCGCAGGGGUGUCAAACUCGUGCCAUUGAGGGCCGAGACGCUGCAGGUUUUCUUUCCAGCCAAUCACUAAAGCAGGUGAUGUUAAUGAUCAACACCUUCAGUUUGAGGGAAGGAGCUCAUCAAUUAAAUCACCUGCUGAAGAAACUGGUUGGAGAGAAAACCUGCAGCGUCUCGGCCCUCCAGGGCACGAGUUUGACACAUGUGGUAUAGAGUAUUAUCUUUAUUGUUGUGGAUUUGGAAAAUGUCAAUGAAGUAGAAUGUUCCUGCAGGAUACGUGGUUCUUGAAAUGCUUGGUUUUAAAUGAAAGAUUAAUGAAGCUUAAUUUAAUGCAGUGACUUUCAUGUGGUAGAGCAGAUUUUUUUUUUUUGUUCCGUUCAUUUGAAAUAUUUAAUUAUGUUUUAGGGUCAGGAGGACCAGACUGUUUCCAGCAAGGGCCACAUGGUGAAAAAUGAAAGCAUGCAAGGGCCAAAUAUGCCAAGAAGUUAUAUAUCUAGUUCAAGAAAAAAAUGCAUCUCAGCAUUGUGACAGAGGUGGAAAAAGCCUAUUUCUGCUUCAUGUUCAUCAAUUUUCUUUUGUACUAUUGUGACUUUAUUCCCGUAAUAUUAUAACUU
Messenger RNA from Dunckerocampus dactyliophorus (ringed pipefish), 2340 nucleotides. RefSeq names its product dehydrogenase/reductase (SDR family) member 1 (gene dhrs1). NCBI's taxonomy places the organism in Eukaryota, Metazoa, Chordata, Actinopteri, Syngnathiformes, Syngnathidae. The transcript is spliced from 9 exons. The record is from RefSeq and is a predicted model, not a curated record. Bases 199 to 1128 code for a protein of 309 amino acids.